Rattus norvegicus (Norway rat) is the source of this 996-nucleotide messenger RNA. Lineage: Eukaryota; Metazoa; Chordata; Mammalia; Rodentia; Muridae. The record is from RefSeq and is a predicted model, not a curated record.
GUCUGGCUACUUUUCUCUGAUAAUUUCUGGGCUCACCCCAGGGGCCAGUUUAGAGUUAUAUUUGCCAUGUUGUCCCAAUUCCUCGUUGCUCCUUUACAGAUCCUAUCCACUGUCUUCUCUCCUUGGCCUUACUGUGCCUUCUAUUACACAUACCAUUUCUGACCUCAUAAUCCUUUAGCUACAGCCCCAGGCCCCACCCCUAUAGAUCCUGGCCACCCCCAACUGUCAAAAGUUCUCUCCUGUCUGCCCAGUCAGGGCCUCCUUCAUUUUAUGAAAUACUGCCCCUUCAACCCUCCAACCCUAUGGGCACCCUCAGGCCCCCGGGGCCACUAGAACACCUUCCUUCUGCAUGAUUCAUCAAGGAGUGAAGAAUGAAAUGACCUCAGUAGCAUGUUUAUCAUCAUCAAACAUGGAGACAAUCAAGAGUUUCUGGUCAAUACCAAUUGCUCUGUCCUCCUGUUGCUACACUACACCAGAAAGAAAAUGGGAUUACGGAAAACAGACACCAUUGAUUUGUGUGAUGAAUCGGGGACCAUGAAGUUACUCUUCCUGUCAAAGACACCUGGAGACUAUGCCAGCAAAUUCCUUACAGCUCGAAAUACCUACUAUGUUUGUAAAGUGGAGCGUGGGGCACCAGGUACCAGGAUUGAGAAUUCCUACAAAGCUAUUGUGCCCCUCCUGAAGCAUCCAGAACCUGAACUAGUUGAGUCACUGCGCACACAAUGUGAGUUCCUGGAGAGGAGCCGAAUAAAGAUGCUUAGAACUCUUGAAGCCAAGAGACUGGCAGCCAUGGAAUCCUCUGUAAAUCUCCCAGCAAGAUCUCCCAAGAGUGGUGGAACCCAGCAGACCCCUAGCCCAAGCAGCCAACUGAAGUCUAAAGGUGGGCGAUCAGAUGAAGACGGGCCACCUCCCACCCGCAGACCAUUCUAUAAGACUAGAGCAGACUUUCUCAAGAGACAUCGUUAAGUCAAUAAAGUGACCAAGUGAGAGCAGCAA